AUGGGUUUAUUUGGUAGUAAUAAACGAGAUAAACAGGAAAAAGUUGAAAAAGAUGAUUAUUACAAAUAUUCGUCAAAAAAUUAUCCGUCCGGAAGAAGUCCAUUUGUACCACCACAAGGUCCAUAUGGUCCACCAGCUCUACCACAAACACCACCAUCACCUUAUUUAAGUGGUGGCGGUGGUUACUACGGUGGAAAUGGUUACGGUUAUCCGAGUGAACGUGAUUUUCAAGGUUAUGGACAACAAAAAGUUAGUAAAUAUGGAAAAUAUAAAAAUCUUUAUACACCAGCCAUGGGUGAUAUGGGUAUGAUGUUACCACCAUCAGCAAUGGCACAAGCACAACAAGCAGCCAUGAUGCAAAUGCAACCAAUGUUACAACAGUACAUGUUACAAGGGGCAAAUGCUAACGGCAUGCCACCCGUAUUUGGUGGUGUUCUUCCACCAAUUACACUUCCAAUGCAAGCAGCACAACAAGCGGGUAUUCUGAAUGGUGCACCACAAUUUGCCGCAUCACCAUAUGGUCCAGCUAUGCAACAACCGAUGAUGAUGAGUCCUUAUGGUGCCACUGAUCCAAUGCAAGCUGCUGCUUUGGCACAAGCACAAGGCGCAUUCAAUGCGUAUCAAAGUUAUGCACCAGAAUAUCAAUUCGGUGGUGGUUAUGGCUCUCAUAUUGGUUAUAUGCCAGCAUUUUGA
This is a messenger RNA of Didymodactylos carnosus, 693 nucleotides long. Lineage: Eukaryota; Metazoa; Rotifera; Eurotatoria; Philodinida; Philodinidae. The record is from the annotation of a GenBank genome assembly.